This is a messenger RNA of Staurois parvus, 603 nucleotides long. Lineage: Eukaryota; Metazoa; Chordata; Amphibia; Anura; Ranidae. The record is from the annotation of a GenBank genome assembly.
GGUGCCUUCCUUUCUCCGUUACAGCUGACACCAGGGGGAAAAGCUGAAGUAGCCUGUGUUAGUGUGGGGGACUGGUUGUUACAGAUUGAUGGAGAGAGCACCACAAAUAUGACGCACAUCGAGGCCCAGAAUAAGAUCCGAGCCUGCAGCAACAAGCUGGGUUUAGUUCUGAGCAGGUUCUCACUGGGAUUGAGUAAUCAGCCAAAGGUGGAGAACAUAGAAAACGUUGGUAUAAACCCCAAAGAGCAGAACGUUUCCAAGGUCUUGAACGGAGUGAACCAUCCCUCUUUCGACACAUUUCUUUUAGACGACAAGCACUCGCUUAGGAUGGACUACCAACCAGCCUUCCUCCCUAAUGACUCCAGUAAAAAAAGGCUGAUAGAGGACACCGAGGAUUGGAAGCCUCGUACAGGGACUACUCAGUCCCGCUCUUUCCGCAUCCUGGCACAACUCACUGGCACAGAUUUCAUGCAAGACCCUGAUGAUGAGCAAAUGAAAAGAAUGAGGGAAAAGUUCAUCACAGAGCUUCAGAGCCCCCGAUAUACUCGCUUGCGUGAUUGGCACCACGAGAGAUCAGCUACCUCCCUAAAUGUGAAGCCUUGA